ACUUUGGAGGUGCCCAGUGCCCACCUGGAGACCUCAGAGGUGCCCAAUGCCCACCUGGAGGUGAUGGAGGUGCCCAGUGCCCACCUGGAGCCCACGGAGGAGGUGACAAAUGUCCACCUGGAGACUUUGGAGGUGCCCAGUGCCCACCUGGAAACCUUGGAGGUGCUGGGGGGAGCAUCUGCCUACCUGUGCCUGCAGGGCCCAUGGAAGCAGCGGCCGAGGAGGAAGAGGAGGAGGAGGAGGAGGAGGGGGAGGCCCAGGAGAGGCUCCUGCAGCACCUGAUGGUUCAAACAGGGCGGGACCUCCCCCAGUGCCAACUGGAGCGGGACUGGGACGUACUGGGAGAACUGGGCAGUGGCUCCUAUGGGCACGUGGUGCUGGCACAGCCCCGGGAUGGGGGUGCGCCGGUGGUGCUGAAGCUGCUGCGGAAGGACCGGACGGGCAGGUGGGGCUUCCUGCGGGAGUUCUGCACCCACCUGUGCCUGCGGGGGCAGCUCACCUGCCUGCAGGUGCUGCCCCUGGCCUUCGAGACCCCCACCCACUUCGGCUUCGCGCAGGAACACGCACCUGCCGGGGACCUGUGUGGGCUGCUCACACCUGGGGUGGGCCUUCCUGAGCCGCAGGUGAAGCGCGUGGCCACCCAGGUGGGCGCGGCCCUGGAUUACCUGCACGGCCACGCCCUGGUGCACCGAGACGUGAAGCUGGACAACGUGCUGGCCUUCGACCCCCAGUGCCAACUGGUCAAACUGGGCGACUUCGGCCUCACCCGUGUCAUGGGCUGGCAGGUGGGGCCCACCUGUGGCUCGGGCCACGCCCCCUACGCCGCACCUGAGCUGUGCCACCUGCGCGAGGCGGAGACGCUGCACCUGGAGCCCAGCCUGGACGCCUGGGCCUUCGGCGUCCUCCUCUUCGCCCUCCUCACCGGCACCUUCCCCUGGGGGGUGGCUGCGCCCCCGGAUCCCCAGUUCGGGGAGUUCCAGGUGUGGCAGGGCCGCACCUGGCAGCCAGGUGGGCUCACCGGCGGGGGGGAGGUGCCGCGCGCCUGGCAGGGGUUGGGGGAGGCGGCGCUGGAGAUGCUCCGGAGGCUCCUCCGGCUGGAGCCCGACAGGCGAAGCCACGCCGGGGAGGUGAACAGGUACCUGGACAGGUGCUGGGGAGGGCAGGCGGGGAGGCCUGAGGGGGGUGGGAGCGGGGCAGGCACACCUGGGGAUGGGUCAGACACACCUGAGGAUGGAUUCAACACACCUGCGGAUGGGUCGGACACACCUGCAUGUGGGAGAGAAGCACCUGGAGAUGGGCUGGACACACCUGAGGAUGAGUUAGAAGUACCUGGGAGUGGGUCAGAGACAGCUGGAGAUGGGAUAGACGCACCUGGAUAUGGGUCAGACACAGCUGGGGAUGGAUCAGACAUACCUGGAUAUGGGUCAGACAGACCUGGAUAUGGGUCAGACGCUCCUGGAAAUGGGAUAGACACAGCUGGGGAUGGGACUGAAACACCUGAGAAUGAGUUGGACACACCUGGAUAUGGGUCUGGAGAUGGGUCUGACUCACCUGGCAAUGAACUGGAAGCACCUGGGGAUGGGAUAGAAACACCUGGAGAUUGGUCAGACACACCUGCAUAUGGGUCAGAAACAUCUGGAAAUGGGUCUGGAACACCUGGAAGUGGGUUGGAAGAACCUGGGAGUGAGUUGGACACACCCGGGAAUGGGACAGAAAUACCCGAACAUGGGCUGGAAACACCUGGAAUGGGCUGGAAACACCUGGAAAUGGGAUAAAAGUACCUGGAAGUGGGAAUGAAACACUUGGGAAUGGGUUGGAAAUACCUGGGAAUGGGAUGAAACCUCUUGGAAGUGGGAUAAAAACAUCUGGAAAUGGGUCCAAACCACUUGGAAAUGGGCUGGGAAUAUCUGGGAAUGGGAUGGAACUCCUGGAAGUGGGAUAGAAAUGUCUGGAAAUGGGAUGGGAACACUUGGGAAUGGAAUGGAAGCACCUGGAAAUGAGCUGGGAAUACCUGGGGACCCCCCCAAAAGGGGAGUUGAAUAAAAUUCCCUGGUUUUUGCCUUUUUUUAA
Molecule: messenger RNA, 2070 nt
Organism: Corapipo altera (White-ruffed manakin)
Lineage: Eukaryota; Metazoa; Chordata; Aves; Passeriformes; Pipridae
Exons: 7
Coding region: 204-1775 (523 amino acids)
Biological process (GO): peptidyl-threonine phosphorylation; peptidyl-serine phosphorylation
Molecular function (GO): ATP binding; protein serine/threonine kinase activity
Source: RefSeq, a predicted model, not a curated record